Molecule: messenger RNA, 7793 nt
Organism: Strigops habroptila (Kakapo)
Lineage: Eukaryota; Metazoa; Chordata; Aves; Psittaciformes; Psittacidae
Gene: SHOC2
Product: SHOC2 leucine rich repeat scaffold protein
Exons: 8
Coding region: 1878-3488 (536 amino acids)
Molecular function (GO): protein binding
Source: RefSeq, a predicted model, not a curated record
CAGGGUAAUGAUUACAUCUGCCUCUGUGUGUGUGAGUGCUGUCCCCCACCCUCUCGAAUAGGCGUGAAGCUCUUUUCCUGUUUCACCCGAUGUAUUUAUUGUGGCAGUUCUGAUGGAGCCGGACAGGCAGAACCUCCUUUCAAAAGUCAUCGCCUUCCUGCCUUAGCCAGGUGAUUUUCCCAGUGUUUAAAACGGAGAGGUGUUGCAGAGAAAGCCGUGUGACAGCUUAUUUGUGGCCGUAGAAGGUGUUUUCACCGAGUUGUAUGUAUGUUUCUCUAGGAAACGGUUAAAAAGCUGUAGUAAUCUUAGGAGAGGUGAACGGCCGUUGACUAAAAUUGCGACUGGGCGUGAGCUGUGCAGAAAUUCAGCAGAGCUGAAGUUUGGUGGAACUGGCGCUGCCUGACUUUACCCGCUUAUUUAGGAGCAGGUAUGGACACGGAGUAAAAAGUCACAGUGUGUGAGCAGGCAACUAUCAAGUACUGAAAUAGUGUGGUGAUUUUUAACUGACGUGGUUGAGCUGGGACUAUGGAAACAUACGUUCUGCUCAGCUCUGCACAUGUGCAGACACUUUUGGGGCAGAAUAUUCAUGAUCAAGGAGUUGUAAUUGUGCCUGUUGUCGUUGCUGCAGUAGUUGAUUGGCAUUUUUGUUGGUCUAUCGGAGCAGAAAUUAAGAUGGUUUUAGUAAUUACCUUCAUAAUUUUCUGCUGUUUCUUGUUUACACGUUUGACUUUCUGCUUAUUGUUGUUUUUACCUUCUGAACUGUGCCUUUUUUAUAAUCACUAGUCAUUAUGGGAUUCUUCUAUUUAUAAAAUCAAGGGCUUAAAGUAGGUGGUGGUCAAAUUAAGUUACACUUAUUUACAGCCAUAUUUCAGGCAUAUGUUUUAUGGUGAUCUUGAUAUAAUCCUAGUGUGGUUUUGGGGAGGAUUUACUGUAUCCUAUGAAUUUGUUAUUACACUGUUGUGCAUACGUUUUAAUUUUAGUAACACCCUUAUCCUCUUAAUUCCUGUUGAAUGAUUUGGGUUUGACUGUUUUGGCUUUGAAUGUAAUUAUUCUUUGCGUUGGAUGAGUAAAAUGGGAGAUUACUAAUUUGAAGCUGGACUCCUUUUGUUUUAGGCUGGUGUUUGUCAGCCAUCAGGGUUUCUGUACGUGUGGCAAGGCAAAACGUGUACAUCAGGCAAAACCAAUUUCAUAUGUAAUCUUGUAAUACAAAAAGAUUAUUCCAGACAAAGCUCUCCUUGUGUCCACAGCCUUCCUUUGAGGAAUGCCGAGGACUCCUCAAAGAGGAUGCUGUCUUUUGCCACGUCCCUCUAUUCUGGUCUUUCUAGAAAUGUUAAACAAUCCCCAACGUUUUGUCUUAGGGGUGAUGGCAAGGGUAGGGUUGAUAAACAGUGCUGAUUGCGAAUAGCUGCUCUUCCCAGUCUAGUUUUUCCUUUCCAGCGUGACAUAUCUGUAAGGCAGGAGGUGCUGGGAGGGGCGUUCCUUUGUUAUGUUGACACUUAAAUCGCAUUGACGGGUGUAUUCUCCUCCAGGAAUUCUGUGCGAUUUGAAGGGAUUCCUUCAGACGAGGAAUAUUUUCUCCAGCUGUCUGCCUGCACCCUUAGCCUGUGCGCAGAAGUGAAUUGCUCGGAGGAUCGCUCUCUGUAAAUAUUAAUACGGAGCAUUUGACCACCUAAUCUCUAGAGGUGAAUCUCUUGAUACCAGGAUUAGGAAAGAGUGCCUUCAGAACCAAUAUGUAGCAAAUGGGUAUCGCACCUCCGAAGCUCCUCCCUUGGUUCAGCGCUUGCAUGUUUUAAGGAUCCUUGUUGCUUCAGCAGUCAAUUAUUCUUGUGAACUUCAGAAACGGAUUUCAUGUGGUGCUUGCUAAACGUUGAGUCACCAUGAGUAGUAAUCUAGGAAAAGAAAAGGACUGUAAAGAGAAGGAUCCAAAAGUCCCAUCGUCAAAAGAAAGGGAGAAGGAGGCCAAAGCCUCUGGAGGAUUUGGGAAGGACAGCAAAGAAAAGGAGCCUAAGACCAAAGGGAAAGAUGCCAAAGAUGGAAAGAAGGACUCCAGUAGCACGCAGCCUGGGGUAGCUUUUUCAGUGGACAAUACGAUAAAAAGACCUAAUCCAGCCACAGGUACCCGCAAAAAAUCCAGCAAUGCUGAAGUGAUCAAAGAGCUAAAUAAAUGCCGGGAAGAGAAUUCAAUGCGCUUGGACUUAUCCAAGAGGUCUAUACACAUGCUUCCAUCAGCUAUCAAAGAGCUAACGCAGUUAACAGAACUUUAUUUAUACAGUAACAAACUGCAGUCCCUCCCGGCAGAGGUGGGCUGUCUUGUGAACCUGGUGACACUGGCGCUGAGUGAAAACUCACUCACCAGUUUGCCUGACUCUCUUGAUAACUUGAAGAAGCUGCGCAUGCUUGACCUGCGGCAUAACAAACUUAGAGAAAUCCCUUCAGUGGUGUACAGGCUAAGCUCUCUCGCCACUCUUUAUCUACGCUUUAAUCGUAUAACUACUGUGGAAAAGGAUAUCAAAAACUUGUCAAAGCUCACCAUGCUUAGCAUACGAGAGAACAAAAUCAAGCAACUACCUGCUGAAAUUGGAAAUCUGUCCAGUCUAAGUCGUCUUGGCCUGAGGUACAAUAGGCUGUCAGCAAUUCCGAAGUCUUUAGCAAAGUGCAGUGAACUUGAUGAACUGAACCUGGAGAAUAACAACAUCUCUACUUUACCAGAGGGUCUUUUAUCCAGCCUUGUCAAACUGACUAGUUUAACACUGGCCAGGAACUGCUUCCAGUCCUAUCCUGUGGGUGGCCCGUCCCAGUUCUCCACAAUCUACUCUCUCAAUAUGGAGCACAACCGCAUCAAUAAAAUCCCCUUUGGAAUUUUCUCUAGAGCUAAAGUAUUAAGUAAGCUGAACAUGAAGGACAAUCAGCUGACCUCUCUCCCCUUGGACUUCGGGACUUGGACUAGUAUGGUAGAACUGAACUUAGCGACUAAUCAGCUCACAAAAAUCCCUGAGGAUGUGUCUGGGCUUGUUUCUCUUGAGGUUCUCAUCUUGUCCAACAAUCUCCUAAAGAAACUUCCCCAUGGAAUUGGAAAUCUACGGAAACUCCGAGAGUUAGAUCUAGAGGAAAACAAACUGGAAUCCUUGCCAAAUGAAAUAGCUUACCUCAAGGAUCUGCAGAAAUUGGUUCUGACCAAUAAUCAGUUGACCACCCUUCCCAGAGGUAUCGGUCACCUUACCAAUCUGACACACCUUGGGCUUGGAGAGAAUCUUCUCACACACCUUCCUGAGGAAAUUGGUACACUGGAGAAUCUGGAAGAACUGUAUUUGAAUGACAACCCCAAUCUGCACAGCCUUCCCUUUGAGCUGGCUCUUUGCAGCAAACUGUCAAUAAUGAGUAUUGAGAACUGCCCGCUCAGCCACCUUCCACCUCAGAUUGUUGCAGGAGGACCCUCCUUCAUCAUUCAGUUCCUAAAAAUGCAGGGACCAUAUCGUGCCAUGGUCUGACGCUAAUUGGAUUGUCCAAUACACUGUACAAAAUACAAACUGCAUUAAUGUUGUAAUUGUCUGUAUAUGUAUAUAUAAUAUAAUAUAUGUGGUUUAUAUUAUAUUAUAUAUAUAUAAAUAUAUAAAUAAUAUAAAAAGGCAAAUCUAAGACUGCAUUAUGUGUUUCUGCUAAUAGAGGAAUCAUAGCCAUUUAGAUUUUUUUUUUUAAUCCUGUAAAAAUGCUUGUCUAAGUUUUCUUUGCUGAAUUUGAUGGAAGUUGUCUGAAUAAUCUGGAAAUGCCAGUUCAUUUAAAGCAAUUGCCAAUGAACUCAAAGUUUAAAUUUAAGGGACAAAAAAUAGUUUUGCUUAGAUUUACUUUCAGUUAAGAGAAGUGUAUAACCUUUAUAUAAUGAAUUCUUCUGUUUUCCUCCCUCUUUUUUUUUUUUGUGUCAAAACCUGCAAGGGUUAUGUGCCCUGAGGUUGGGAUUUUCUUUUAACUUAUUUUGAGAUUUGAAGCAAAUGGUGUUUUUAUAUUGUUUACAGUCAGAGUAAAUCACUGGAUUUUGUUUUAUUCUGAUUUGCUCUGUUUUAAUCAAUCAUAUUGAGAAUUUAUAUGCCUCUGCUGAUGAAUUUUUAUCAACCGGUUUGUAUGCUAAAACCCUGUGCUCAUCAGAACAACUGGCAGGUGAAAAGGAUGCAGUCAAAACAAAAGAAAAAGAAAAGAAAAAAGCUUGAAUUCCUUUUAAGUCUUGCUUCCCUGAGUUAUCAGUUGCAGGCAUAACAUAUCUGAACUGAGCCUUUUGCGGUUGGUCUUUUCUAGCACAAGUAAACCUUUUCAGAUUGGUAAAAACGUGGAGUAUACUCAGUGAAGAGCGGUUUUCAUUUUGUGAAGUAACAAGUCCAUGAGGUCUAACAGUACAGUUAAGUGGCAAGGAAAUAAUAUAUAUGUACAUUUUUAUUACAAUGUUGAGUCAUAAACUACAACAGGCAAUUUUAAGGAUUCCUUAUAGUCCUUGUACAAUAAAUGAAUGUGUCUUACUUUUAAACACUGCAAUAUAUGUAAGUUUUAAGGUUGGUUAACAAUGUACUAUGGUUUUAUAUCUUGACUUGCCUUGUACCUCCUUCCAUUAUGGAACUUCUGUGUCCAAGCACAAUAUCUUCACACUGUGCUGUUUUGCUGCUGAACUAAAUGCACUUUUCCCCACAGCUGGGGCACUUGCUUCAAAAUAUUCAGUUCAGUAUCUUGAUUAUUCUUUUUUUAACUUCAUCCUAUCUGUUUCAGUAUUAAACCGAUCUAUUAAAAAAGAGGCACCUUUUUCAUUUGUGCUUAGAUGUUGGUAGCUCAAGAGAAACACUGUAAGUAGUGGACAUUCAGUUUUAUCAUGACUUCCUUGCUUGUUCAAAAGGCAGAAGAUGCUUCAGGGAGAUUCACACUGUUGUUGCACUUGUAGGGCCAGUUGUCCUAUUUCAGGAGGGUAGGAACUCGAGGCGGUUGCAUUCCACAGUUACUCAAGAACUGUUGGGUUUAUACUCAUUGGAAUUGCUGCUGGGGUAGUGUGACCUAGAGGACUGUACCUUUUGAACAAAGUCAAAUCAAGCAAUGCCAUGGGAAAUCUGUUUCACACGCAGAAGCUUGGGGAAUAUUGUUUCUGGCUUUCAGGCAUGCUUACUUAGACAUAUUGCCUUGAUCUAUUUGCAUUCUGUUUUGUCGCACAUCUUUUCGUUAACAAGGAGUAAGUUUAAAUGGAAGGCAGGUGGAGAUAUAAAACCUUAGAGGGCUUAAACAUGCUGUAAAACUAUUGUAGAUGUCACUGGAUUUUACUAAGUAAUGUUCUGUUCUCUCUCACACACUCUGUCUCUUUCCCCACCUCCCCCCCUUUUUUUUUUUACAUCUACUGUAGCUUUUCAGUUUAGACUUUAUAAAAGGCUAGUUCCUUACAGUUCUGCCUGAAGUUAAUCUUUCUCAGCAUUAAGGUGUUAAAAUUAUGAAGAUGCUGAAAUGCUUAGUAUCAAGACUGUAAUCUAACUUCUGAAUAUACUGCUAAAUCCGUAUUUGUGCCCUCAGGUCCCUAGGGGAAACUGGUUUGAUUAAUAUGGUUCCUUAAAACAAAAGUGGUGACCCCUUGUGUUUUCAAGCCUCUUGGUCUCAUUCCCUGUCUGCUCCUCAAUCCCAUUUUUUUUUAAUGAGUUGAUGGGAUUGAAUUUGUUUAGUUUGUAAAUAUGUUGAUUAUUCACCUUGUUAAGGUACAUGGUAAAUGACUGUAUGAUUGGAGCUGACCCUCCCUCACCUAAAUUCUUGUGGAGAAGUUGGUUACCAAAAUAGUGCUCGUUACACUCGCUUAAAAACAAACUAUCCUUUUCAUUACACUUAUAGGAAUAAAUAAAGCAAUGUUUUAAUUCAUUACUAUAUUAAAAACAGGAUAUUUUUUCAAACAUCUUUGUACUAGUAUGGUUGUUGCAUUGAUAAUCCUGAGCCCUGUUUUAGGAUUUUAUACAUUCUGAGGUGAACACUUAUUUUUUCAGCAUCUCAAGAGAGAUUCGAAUAAAAGCAGUGUGAGAGAAGUUCUGGUACAGGAGAAAUCAACUCAGAAGAAUUCGAGAAGUUCUUUAAAAUUAUCCAGAAGUUUAAGUAUAAAUGUGUAGCAUGGAUUUGGAAUAUAUGCAUAUAAAUUCCUAUAAGCGCGUACAUGGAUUUAUAUCCAAAUCUAAACACAGACCCAUAUAAAUCCAGCUGCUUUGAUCAUUCAGAAUAGUCUUACAUCCUGACAUAACAGACUUAGCAUUUCCCAGGAUGCUGGAUUAUUAACUGGUGCAGUUUCUAAAUUGUGUUUGAUGCCCGAUGACAUUCAGUUGGACACUCCUUGCUGGCUUAUACAUCUUUAAGAAUUUUGUUUGGCCUAAUCAAUUAAAGUAUGAAUGGAAAGAACUUCAUCCUCACAAGUGUAUGGAUGUAAACAUACAUAUAUACAUGUAUAUGUGUAUCUAUAUGUAUGAAAGCACAGACAAGAUACUUGUAUUAAAUAUGUAUCCCCCUUGCUAUACUGGGGGUGAUAAUUUGGAAGGUUAUUGAGAUUUUGACAAUCUUUACUCUGGGUGAAAAUCAUGACCUUGAUUGCUUGCCCAAAGACAAAAUGUCAAUUUUGUAUGUUCCUGUGCUUAUGUACAUAAGAAUAUGUACAUAUACACAUGCCCUGUAAAGACACUAUCCUGCCUUGGUUUAACAAGCUAAAUUACUGUACUAUAGCAUAUAUAGUAUUAUGAAAGUGUGGUAAGGUGUAAAGCAGAUGAGGGAUUUGGUAAAUAAUGAACAGAAAGAAUAAUCACCCUUGUGACUCCUGUUGGUCACAUAUUGCAUUUAAAUUUACUAAAUAGAAAGUCAUUUGGUAAUUCAAGUUCGUCACCAAAGUUGUCUAGUAUAAAUGCAGUGGAAAUGCUGCCUGUGAGGUUGGGUCACACAGUUGUGUAAUUGGUACUUUUCCAUUUGCCAGAUGCUAUUGGAAACUUCUAAAUUCAUACACCAGUUUUAGAAAGAUUCUUGGGUUGUAGAAUAUUUGCUUCAUUACCUCUCUCAGAUUUAGGUUUUCUCUGCUGGUUUGCCCAUCUUUUGCUAAUGUUGUGUGAGAAAGUGCAUGUUCAGACUGCUUGAAGGUCAUGUUUGCUCAUGUACAUGAGUUAGUAAUUAGUACUCUAACAGUCUAGCUGGUUAUUGCUUAAACCCAUUGUGUCACCUGGAAUUCAAGUAUCAUCUUUAAUCCUGGGAGUUUGAAAAAUAUCUUUUAUUUAACAAAUAGAAAAAUUGGGAGGCUAUUUUUUUCUUUUUUUUUUAACCCCAAAUUAAAUGUCUGAAUCAGUACAAACCAGUCUUUAUAUCUGGAUGCAAUUAAGAGGUUAGCCUAGAAAUAGUCGGUAUCACACCCUGGUUGUAUCAAAUCGGCACGCCAGAAUAGCUUCUAAUUAGAAAUGUGCAGUUGGCAGUAAUUUGCACAAUGCAAACUUCAAGGCGCAAUAAGGGCAAUUACAAACAACCGAUAGUAUCUACAAAUGGGUUUUGUUUUUAUGUUAGCAAAGAUCAGAAAAUUAUGUUUAUUAUUCUGAUGUUUAGGUCUUAACCAGGACUGCACAGGACUUUGGCUGUGGAGAAAUACCAGACCACACUAAUUUUGUGGUUAAAAGCUAAACAAGAGUGUAAACAGUCUACAAAAAUGUACUUUUAAUCUGAAUUAUUGUAAUGUUGAUUGUUAUGUCUAUAUAAAAGAUUGCCUUGCUUUUUUAUAAGAGUCAUUCUGUAUCGAUGCAUUCAUUAUAAAUAGUAUAUUUGUAAAUAAG